Messenger RNA from Orbilia oligospora ATCC 24927, 1107 nucleotides. RefSeq lists its product as uncharacterized. Bases 1 to 1107 code for a protein of 368 amino acids. NCBI's taxonomy places the organism in Eukaryota, Fungi, Ascomycota, Orbiliomycetes, Orbiliales, Orbiliaceae. The transcript is spliced from 3 exons. The record is from RefSeq and is a predicted model, not a curated record.
AUGCGGUUCAGAAUCAGAGACCGGCUAGUACCGGUCAUUACAGUACUUCUAGUAAUCAACAAGGUCCAGUCCCAUGUUAUAAACCCAGCUUUCAAAACCAGUGCACACGUGAAUCUAGAAGCACGCCAGAGCGGCUUCUACGAAGAAUUCGAAAGAGAGGGUGCACAAAGUGAAGAGUCAUGGCCAUAUUCAUGGUCUGGGAUGCUUGAACUCGGUGUUUCGACUUACAGCGCUUGUCUCUCGGAUGAUGCUGAGAAAGGCGGAAUUACUCUUCAAGACUGCCAGUGUACUACCGGCGACUGUCGUAAGCACGAGGGAAUCAAUCAUCCUACCCUUCCGUUCCGGUGGAACUUUCGUGGGUCUGUCAACCUCAACAGGGUGGCUCUGCUGAGGCCUUCCUACUUUCAGGGAUAUAUACAGAAUGCACAUUCUAAAUUAUGUAUGACCUAUUUGGUUCCGGCCGAGAGGCCAGUUCCAUACAAUGAGGAUCAUAAGCUUGGAGAUAUCGUGAUGAGACCGUGUGAAACAAAUAGCAGUACUACGAUACAGACAUUUUCGACUUGGCUCUUUGAUGGGAAGCCGACUUCACAAAUCAUGCCAGCUUUCCAAACCCACUUCAUCCCUUCUUGUAACAACAACAAAGGUAAGAAGAAGUUUUACUGGCGAGGUCUCGUCGGCAUCAAGGGUAAGCCGAUCUACUACGGCUGCUCGGACUGGGGCAAGACGCAAUGGAAUUUCCAUCCAUGGUUUUACCGGUUACCGUCUGAAUUCUCCUUUUGGCCGGAUAGCCGGUGGCUUGAUGAUUUAUCUGAUCGGCUCCCCGAUUUUGAUUUUGACAAAACUGCUCCUCCUCCGCCGCCACCUGUCGAGACGCCUCCACCGGUACCACCGCCCGUCGAAACACCACCUAUGGAGAUACCUCCACCACCACCAACUGAAGAGACACCUCCGCCACCACCAGAUAUUGAGACUCCGCCGCCGCCGCCUGAAGAUGACGAGAAGGAUGACGAGAAGGAUGGCGAGAAGGAUGACAAGAAGGAUUACAAGGAAGGUGAAGGUGGAGACGAUGAGGAGGGAUUAAAGAAAAGGGGGAUGACAUCUACAUAA